Messenger RNA from Euleptes europaea (tarantolino), 2189 nucleotides. RefSeq names its product pre-mRNA-processing factor 39-like. Gene Ontology annotation, biological process: mRNA 5'-splice site recognition; RNA processing. Lineage: Eukaryota; Metazoa; Chordata; Lepidosauria; Squamata; Sphaerodactylidae. Gene Ontology annotation, cellular component: nucleus; U2-type prespliceosome; U1 snRNP. The transcript has 14 exons. The coding region runs from base 1 to 2172 and encodes 723 amino acids. The record is from RefSeq and is a predicted model, not a curated record. Gene Ontology annotation, molecular function: protein binding.
AUGGCGGCGGAGGGGCCUGAGGGGCCGGCCAGCCCCACUCGCGGCGGGGCCGAGGGCUCCGAGGGCGGCCUGGGGGCCGAAGCGGAGGCAGCUGUAGGCCCUGACCAAGACGUGAUUCCCAAGCCAGCGAGCAAUGGUGCCCCAAAGCCAGACGAGACAGCACUAGUGCAAGGCUGCAAUGGAGUUACCGCGGAGGCCAGCGCUCCAGUGCUGAAACCGGAGGUUGCCAAGGAAGAAGCCCCUCAGCCUCCUGCCCCUGAUGUGGUGAUGCAUGUGGCGCUUAACCCUCCCAUGGAGGAGGUCUCCAUUACAUACCCUCUGGAGUUUGAGCGGUACUGGCGAGCCGCUCAAGAGAACCCACUCGACUUCACUGCAUGGACUGAACUGCUUCAGUAUGUGGAGCAAGAGAAUCACAUCUAUGCAGCCCGCAAAGCUUUUGACAGCUUCUUCCUACGUUAUCCUUACUGCUACGGCUACUGGAAGAAGUAUGCAGACAUGGAGCGUCGCUUUGACUUCAUCAAGGAAACAGAGGAGGUUUUCCAGCGGGGGUUGCAGUCUAUCCCACUCAGCAUGGACUUGUGGAUUCAUUACAUCACCUUCCUUGAGUCUACCUUGGAUAUGAACCUCCAAGACUCAGUGCAGAAGAUCCGCGGCACAUUUGAAUCCUCUAUAGCUGCUGCAGGAGUGGAUUUCCGUUCAGACAAACUCUGGGAGAUGUACGUGGAAUGGGAGAGAGAGCAGGGUAACCUGAAAGCCAUCACAGCGAUUUAUGACCGGGUGCUUACCAUGCCAACUCAGAUGUACAGCCACCACUGGGAAAGGUUCAAGGAACAUGUCACCAGCCACUACCCCAAGGACAUCCUGUCCACCGAGGAGCUGCUGUGGCUGCAGUCGAAAAUGGCCUCUGAGACAGUGGCCAAGACCACGGAAGCAGAGGCAGAGGAGGCUCCGCCUGGGGAGGACCUACCCCCGAAGGCAGAAACCACGCAGGAGACUGGAACUGGAGAUGGGAGCCAGAUGUUGGGCCAUAUGGACCAGGACAAGAUCCGGGAACUCGUGAUUUCGAUCCGCCAGCAGAUCCACUCCCAGAACGAAGCAGAAGUCAGCAAGCGUUGGAAUUUUGAGGAAGGGAUUAAGAGACCCUACUUCCAUGUAAAACCACUGGAGCGAGCACAGCUGCGGAACUGGCGGGACUACUUGGACUUCGAGAUCGCCAGUGGCUCGCACGAACGCACCAUUGUGCUCUUUGAGCGCUGCGUCAUUGCCUGUGCCCUCUACGAGGAGUUCUGGAUCAAGUAUACAAGGUACCUCGAGAACCACAGCAUUGCCGGAGCCAGGAGUGUCUUCCAGCGAGCUUGCGGUUACCACCUUCCUCGGAAGCCCAAUAUCCACCUCCUGUGGGCAGCGUUUGAAGAGAGACAAGGAGAAGUGGAGGAAGCCCGCCGCAUCUUGAAGACGUUUGAGGAUUGCGUGCCUGGCCUUGCCAUGGUGCGCUUGCGGCGGGUGAGCUUGGAGCGCCGGCAGGGGAACAUGGAGGGGGCAGAAGCACUCCUGACGGAAGCCAUCCGGGACAACGAGGGGAUGCCCGUGUCGUCGUUUUACUCCGUCAAACUGGCUCGGCAGGUGUUGAAAGUGCAGAAGAACCUGAUCAAAGCUCGGAAGAUCCUCUUGGAGGCAUUGGAGAAAGAUCCAGAUAAUGCCAAGCUCUAUGCCAAUCUCCUGGAGAUGGAGUUCAGUGCUGACGUCCGGCAGAAUGAGGGCAAUACCAUGAGCAGCUUUGACCGAGCCCUGACCAGUGGCCUCCCAUUGGAGACGAAGAUAAUUUUCUCCCAGCGCAGGGUGGAGUUUCUUGAGGACUUUGGAUCCAGCAUAAAUAGCUUGCUGACAUCGUAUGAUGAGCACCAGAAGCUGCUGAACCAACAAAUGAUGAGGAAGAGACUCCUGGAAAAUGGCAGUUCUGAUGAGGCAGAUGAGAAACGAAUGAGGCUCGAAGAGACUGCUGCAGGAGGCAAUCUUGCAGUCACUCCAACAACGGGCAUCACACCCUUGAUGGCAACAGAUGUGACUAACAGUGGAACUGGAGCUUACAACUACAACACUUGGUACCAGAAUUACAGUGGCUACGGGUACCAGAACACAUGGAACUACAAUCAGUAUUACCAGCAGAGCUGAAAGGGACUGGAGUGAGG